Molecule: messenger RNA, 3154 nt
Organism: Spizellomyces punctatus DAOM BR117
Lineage: Eukaryota; Fungi; Chytridiomycota; Chytridiomycetes; Spizellomycetales; Spizellomycetaceae
Exons: 18
Coding region: 24-3083 (1019 amino acids)
Biological process (GO): protein import into nucleus
Cellular component (GO): cytoplasm; nuclear membrane
Molecular function (GO): small GTPase binding
Source: RefSeq, a predicted model, not a curated record
CGCGAUCUACGAUCCUCCCCCAAAUGUCCAUUGAACAUGUCGAAGAGGCCAUCCGACAGCUAUAUGACCCGGGUACACCCAUCUACACCAAAAAAGCCGCCGAGGAAUGGUUGGUGACGGUUCAGCAGGGACAGGAAGCGUGGGGUCUUGCGUCGAGAUUGAUUCAGUCUCGGGCUUCGCAUUCAAAGUUUUUUGGUGCGCUGACGUUUCAGAAAAAGAUUGUGCGGGAUUGGGAAUCUUUACCACCAGAACAAAUCCCUCACCUCCGUGACGAGCUCCUAAGCUGUUUACUGUCGAGUACAGAUGGCCCCAUGUUUGUCGUUACGCGGUUAUGUGUUGCAUUGGCCUUGUUUGCACUCAAGGAUGAUUCUGGGCAGUGGCCGAAUUUCAUUGCGGGGGUGUGUCAGGCUAUGGAUGGGCGGAUGGUGUUGGCGGCAAGUGAUGAGGAGCGGGUGGGGUUGCAACUUGUUUUGUUGGAGUUUUUGACGAUUGUGCCAGAGGAGGUUGGAAAAGCGGAUUUGUCGCCUUCACGACAGGCCAAAGUCAUGCAGGAAUUGAGUGAAUCAACUAGUUUGGCUCUAAACCGAAUCCAAUACGUUCUUGACCUUGUCCCCCCACCCACACUUCCCAACCUCACCACCUUCCAACACAUGAAAGCAAAAGCCCUCCGAUGCAUGCAGAGUUGGAUCCAAUAUGGUAUCCCCAUUGGCUCCCUCGGCCCGCUUGUGAACAAGGCGAUUCAACUCUUGCCCGAACCUGACAUGUUGGAUGCCGCCGUGGAUACCCUUAUUGAAUUGAUAUCACAUCAAAGCAUCCAGGCGUAUGCUUCCACGCUUUCGGAAACGGUCCUGAGUGUACUGACGAGUGCGUGGGUCCGAGAUGAAUUGGCGAGGGCAAUACAGGAGCAGGAUGAAGAUGUAGCGCGAAAUAUGUGUCGUCUCAUGACAGAAUUUGGGGAACAUUUUUAUUCGUUUAUUGUCAAACAUUUGUUACGACCUGAUGUGCAUGUUUAUCUGGAUAUGAUGUUGGGAUGUACGGGGUUUCCGGGGUACUUUGCCGCUGAACAAGAACUCACUGAGCUUCCAUUGACGUUUUGGGCUCUAUUACAAGAAGAACUCGACGAUACGGGUGUUCUCUCCGAAACCUCUGCAGAUAUCUCCACGGACCCCAUCACAGGUCGUCCCAUAUUUCGCUCCGGAACCGUCACUCAAGUCGAUUCGGAUCAGAUUGGGGUCAUUACAAUCGUACCUGCCAAUCAUGAUGAUGCCAAGGUAGCCAAAAUGGGGGUUGCGAAAAAUGUGUUUGCGCGGUUGGUCAAGGUGGUUUGCUCCAAGAUUGGUGUACCGCCUGAUACGAUUUGGAAUACGUGGGCGGCAGAUGUUUGUGAUCGGUUUUCGGUUUAUCGACGUGACUGUGCUGAUACGCUCUUGUCGUGCCAUUACGUCCUCCGCGAUGAUAUGUUGGCGUACCUGGUUCCACUCGCCAUUAGCAGCCUGGAUGAUAUUCAAACGGGCCAAGAGGACUGGCAGGUACUGGAAUCCACCUUAUUUGCCAUCAAAUCCAUCAGCGAUUCCGUUUCGUCUUCGGAAACGAUUUAUUUGCCUCGAUUAUUUGCAGAGUUGGGACGAAUUGCUGCGUCCCCUCCUGAUGCGCUGGUGCGAGUCAAGAUGACAACGUGUCGGUUGAUUGGAUCGUAUGCGGAAUGGUUACAUGCCAAUACAGCGCAUUUGCCGCCAGCACUCCAUUUUCUGAUUGCGUCGAUUCAGUCCCGAAAAGUGUCUACUGCUGCGGCAGAUGGGUUAUUAAAUGUCUGUGAUGUCUGUCGAAAUGAUUUGGUGGAUGGAGCGGAUGUGCUUGUGAACUUGUGGAUCCAAGUUGGGCCUUCUUUGCAGCCACUGGAAAAAUCUCGGCUGGUUAAAGCUGUUACGAAUGUUAUUCAAUGCAUGCCGUACGCCUUACUCCUUCCAAGACUCUUGACGGUCUUGAGUGGCAUUGUCCGUGAUAUCACAUGUGCGCUAGAUACUGUCCAACAGGACGCGGAUCAAACCAAGGAAACUGUCCUUAAUCAAUUGGGGUACCUCAAAGCCUGUUGUCAGGGCAUCCAACACCCUGAAUCCGAUGCUGAUAGCUCGACAGAGUCACUCACGGGGUUGGCACCCCCUGCAGCUGGAAGCAGUGACCCGCAACAACAAUCAGUCGCAGCAGUCAUAUGGGACGUUACGCAACGGAUUUGUACGCUUUUUGGUGCAGAUGAACAUGUCAUGCAGUCCCUCUGCAGUUUUAUCAACGAAACCCUCCGAAACACUCUCCCCAUCUUUACACCCAAUCUCCCAGCCCUCAUCACCCUCAUCACCCACCUCUACGCCCACCAUCCCCACGCCUGCCUCCUCAACACCGCAGCCGCAACCGCAGGUGCCUAUGGCGAUGGACUCGCGGAUAGAGCGUCCAUCCCGCAACGAGAGGAACUUACGAGGCUGAUUGUGGAAGUGACUGGGCGGACGAUACAGUGGUUGGAGAGUACGGAGCAAAUGGAAAUGUAUCCGGAUGUUGUUGCGUCGUAUUUUGAGUUGUUGCAGCGGUAUACCAUACGAUGUCCAUGGGCCCUCCAUGAACUCUCACCCAAUAUCCUCCACGCACUCUUUGGUGGACUCGUCCCUCGAGGUUUAGUCAUCCAAGAACGGCUGGCCGUUACAGCCAUUUUGGAUUUUUUGGUCGUGUUUAUUGGGAUGGAUGAUGAUGAAGGGUUUGGGGUUACGAGGCGAGUUGUUGAGGGUGUUGGGGAGGUUUGGGUGGUGGGGUUAGUUGAGGCCAUUGCAGGAAAACAACCUCGGUCUUUGGAUCCAAAACUUGCGGAUGUGCUUUUUAAACUGGUGACAAAGUACCCUGAACGGACUCGGACGUGGCUUUUGGGGUGUUUGGCUCAUGAGGGGUUCCCGACGCCUCGUGUCAGUCAGGAAGAAAAGAAGACGUUUGUCAAGGCUGUUGUUGGGUCAAGGUUAAUUAAACGUACGCGAGAUGCUGUCAAGUUGUUUGGCUUGCAGUGUCGUGGGUUGGCGAACACGGAAUUUGGACGUGCUGUAUAAAAAUUAUAUUUUCAAUUUUGUUUUUCUUUGCAACAUUAUCUAUAAUAUGACAAACAAAAAAAAUGACAAGA